UCUAACUGUUUGGGACCUUUUAAAAACAAAAUGGCAGCUUACUUGUGCGAGAAACGUGUGGUAGAUUUCUCUGUUUUAUUACUUUCUGCUAAUAAGAAGUCAAUCUUAAAGUGUACAAGAAAUUUACAUUCACAUAAACAAGCAUAUUCCUGUCUAUAUAAGCUAUCCUCAAAGUUUUGCAAUAGUUCCUCAAAAUUCGCUAGUCAAUCUGCCGGCUCUGCUCCAUGGGGUAUUUCAACGUCAUUUCUAGUGAGACACAAUAGCACAUUAGACGAUGGGUCAAGUUUACAUGUACAAGAACAGGUUUCACAAAUUUCUGACCAGCUAGGCUCAUUGCCGUCAAGUAGCGUGGCAACAACAGCAGCUGAGAUUCUUCAGCCUGUUGCUGAGGUGCCCUUCUCGGAGCUUGGACUUGGUGGCUACUCCCCAGUUGGAUUACUACAAACUGCAUUGGAAUUUCUUCAUGUGUCUGCUGGCCUACCAUGGUGGGCUGCCAUUGCUACAGGUACCCUGAUUGCGAGGGUAGCAGUUUUUCCUAUCAUUGUCCGUAACCAACGGUAUUCAGUUCGCAUGAAUAAUGUGAUGCCGACCUUCCAAAGACUGACGGCAAAAUUUAACGAAGCAAGAUCUUCCGGUGAUCAAACAGAAGUAAUGAUGGCAAGUAAUGACAUGCAACAGUUCAUGAAGAAACAUGAUAUAAACCCAUUGAAGAGUUUUAUGGGAAUUGCCGUCCAGGCUCCAAUAUUCAUAUCAUUUUUUAUUGGUCUACGAAAAAUGGCAACAUUACCAGUUGAAAGCAUGCAAGUUGGGGGAUUUUCAUGGUUUACUGAUCUCACAACCACUGACCCUUAUUAUGUGAUGCCAGUGAUUGCGAGCCUGUCAAUGUUGGCUGUGUUGGAGGGUAGAAAUAUUAAACAAACAGAAAGACUGGAAUACAUGCAGCCACCGGAAAAUUCAAAAUCAAGACCACCGAAAAGUAUGAUUAGUUGGAGUGAGGGUAAAUGA
Messenger RNA from Anneissia japonica, 1005 nucleotides. Its product is annotated as mitochondrial inner membrane protein OXA1L-like. Gene Ontology annotation, biological process: mitochondrial respiratory chain complex IV assembly; protein insertion into mitochondrial inner membrane from matrix. Lineage: Eukaryota; Metazoa; Echinodermata; Crinoidea; Comatulida; Comatulidae. The record is from RefSeq and is a predicted model, not a curated record. The coding region runs from base 31 to 1005 and encodes 324 amino acids. Gene Ontology annotation, cellular component: mitochondrial inner membrane. The transcript has 7 exons. Gene Ontology annotation, molecular function: membrane insertase activity.